CUGUCUCGCUCGCAUUUCCUCCCUCCCACCCGCCGCCACAGCCAAAGCCCAAGUACAGUAGCCCGUGUACUGCCCGCCGCGCCCUUGGUCUCCGUCCACCUUGGAUGCGCCUCGCCGCCGCGCGCGCCAUGGCAUCCGCCGUCGCCACUAGCAUGCCCAUGCCCGCCUCCUCGCCCGCCGCCGCCGUGUCCUACGGCUGGCUCGGCCCGCGCCUCUCCUUCGGCCGCGACUCCAAGGAGCCGUCGGAAUGCAAGGCCGCGGCGGAUCAGGUCUCCAAGGAGUUCAUCGACUUCGAGUUCAGCCUUGGCGGGUCGGCCACCAUGCUCCCCGCCGACGAGCUGUUCGCGGACGGGAAGCUGCUCCCGCUUAGGCCGCAGUCGUCCGCGGCGGCGGAGCCGGCGGCUGAGAUCCAUGCGGCGACGACAACGGCGCCUGAGCUGGUGAAGACGACGCCGCUCCGGCCUUCUUCUUCGUCCAUGGCGGAGGCGUUCGACCCGUACGUGUUCUCCCCCAAGGCGCCCACGUGCUCCAGCCGCUGGAGGGAGCUGCUCCGGCUCCGGAAAGUCCAGACCCCGCCGCCGCCUCACAAGCCUUCUCCGUCUCCGGUGCCGGCGACCCCGUCGAGAGCUUCCAAUUCGUCCGCAGCCAGGUCCCUCAAGCUGCUCCUCCUCCAACGAAACAGCGGCGGGCGAGCGUCUGACCUCUCCUCUGCGGCGGCGCCGCUCCUCCGCGACAGCUCUGACUCCGAGGCUUCCCUCUCCCUCGCCUCCUCCCGCUUCUCCCUCUCCUCUUCGUCUUCCUCCUCCGCCCACGACCACGACGACUUCCCCCGCCAUUCCCUCGACUCCGUCGACGUCACCCCGAAGCCCCGAAUCCGCCUCGUCCGCUCCUCCCAACCCACCCCCCACCGCCACCCGCCGCCGCCGCCCCAUUCCUCCGCGCCACCCCGCGCCGUCCACAGCCCGGCGCGCCGCCGCCCGGCCACCACCCCGCCGCCGCCAUCCGUCGCCUCCGUGGACUCCCCGCGCAUGAACUCCUCCGGCAAGAUCGUGUUCCAGGGCGGGCUUGAGCGCAGUUCCAGCUCCCCCGCCGGCAGCGUCCACCGCUCCAGGUCGCGCGUCAUGGACAGGUCCUACUCCACGCCCGUGGUGCUCAACGUGCCCGUCUGCGCGCGCCCCUCCUUUGGGUUCUUCAAGGACAAGAAGGAUUCGGCUGCGGGGAAGGAGGCCGCGGCGAGGCUCCGGUCGUCGCUUGGCCGGAAGACGACGGCCGCCGGCGGAAGCAGCAGCGUGAGUUGCAGAGAUCUCGGCACUGGUAGCAAAUGCAAUUAGUUGAUUUAUUAACCCCUUGUUUUGACUAGGCUAGGCGUAGCGGUAGCAUGCAAGUAGCCCUAAUUAGGUGGUAGCAUUUCCUUUGCAAAAGAAAAGAGAACAAAAAAACAGUCUGAGGAAACUAGUUGGAGUGAUCCAGAGAUCGAAGAGGAAACAAAUUGGUACUAGAUGUUGUUAUCCUGGUGAGCUCUGAUUUUGUUCUUUGUUGUUAGGAGAGGAUGCAUGGAUGUCUAGAACCCCAGUCCACUGUAAAUUUUGUCUCAAAUGUUUUUGGCAAUCCUUUCCUCUAAACUCUCAGUCCUGUUUCUUGUUGUAAGCAAACUUGAUCCCUCAAGAGAUGAAAAAACACCACGAAAAUUAACUCUGUUCAUGUCU
Molecule: messenger RNA, 1706 nt
Organism: Brachypodium distachyon (stiff brome)
Lineage: Eukaryota; Viridiplantae; Streptophyta; Magnoliopsida; Poales; Poaceae
Product: actin cytoskeleton-regulatory complex protein pan1
Exons: 1
Coding region: 105-1331 (408 amino acids)
Source: RefSeq, a predicted model, not a curated record